Rangifer tarandus platyrhynchus (Svalbard reindeer) is the source of this 2313-nucleotide messenger RNA. The record is from the annotation of a GenBank genome assembly. Lineage: Eukaryota; Metazoa; Chordata; Mammalia; Artiodactyla; Cervidae.
AUGUCCCGGAAGGGGCCGCGAGCGGAGGUGUGUGCGGACUGCAGCGCCCCGGACCCCGGCUGGGCCUCCAUCAGCAGGGGCGUGCUGGUGUGUGACGAGUGCUGCAGCGUGCACCGGAGCCUGGGACGCCACAUCUCCAUCGUCAAGCACCUCCGCCACAGCGCCUGGCCCCCCACCCUGCUGCAGAUGGUGCACACGCUCGCCAGCAACGGGGCCAACUCCAUCUGGGAGCAUUCCCUGCUGGACCCUGCGCAGGUGCAGAGCGGCCGGCGUAAAGCCAACCCCCAAGACAAAGUCCACCCCAUCAAGUCUGAAUUCAUCAGGGCCAAGUACCAGAUGCUGGCUUUUGUACACAAGCUGCCCUGCCGGGACGACGACGGAGUCACCGCCAAAGACCUCAGCAAGCAACUGCACUCAAGCGUGCGAACAGGCAACCUGGAGACAUGUCUGCGCCUGCUGUCCCUGGGUGCCCAGGCCAACUUCUUCCACCCAGAGAAGGGCACCACACCUCUGCAUGUGGCUGCCAAGGCAGGUCAGACGCUGCAGGCUGAGCUGCUCGUGGUGUAUGGGGCUGACCCUGGCUCCCCAGAUGUUAACGGCCGUACACCCAUUGAUUAUGCCAGGCAGGCGGGGCACCAUGAGCUGGCGGAACGGCUAGUCGAGUGCCAGUACGAGCUCACUGACCGGCUGGCCUUCUAUCUCUGUGGACGCAAGCCGGAUCACAAGAAUGGGCAUUACAUCAUCCCACAGAUGGCAGACAGAUCUCGGCAAAAGUGCAUGUCUCAGAGCCUGGACCUGUCCGAGUUGGCCAAAGCUGCCAAGAAGAAGCUGCAGGCGCUCAGCAACCGGCUUUUUGAGGAACUGGCCAUGGACGUGUACGACGAGGUGGAUCGAAGGGAAAAUGACGCUGUAUGGCUGGCGACCCAGAACCACAGCACCCUGGUGACGGAGCGCAGCGCCGUGCCCUUCCUGCCCGUGAACCCCGAGUACUCAGCCACGCGGAAUCAGGGGCGACAGAAGCUGGCCCGUUUUAACGCCCGCGAGUUCGCCACCUUGAUCAUCGACAUCCUCAGCGAGGCCAAGCGGAGACAGCAGGGCAGGAGCCUGGGCAGCCCCACAGACAACCUCGAGCUGUCCGCGCGGGGCCAGAGCGACCUGGACGACCAGCACGACUACGACAGCGUGGCCUCGGACGAGGACACAGACCAGGAGCCCCUGCGCAGCGCCGGCGCCACGCGGAACAACCGAGCGCGGAGCAUGGACUCCUCGGACCUGUCGGACGGGGCCGUGACGCUGCAGGAGUACCUGGAGCUGAAGAAGGCCCUGGCCGCCUCUGAGGCCAAGGUGCAGCAGCUCAUGAAGGUCAACAGCAGCCUGAGUGACGAGCUACGGAGGCUGCAGAGGGAGAUCCACAAGCUGCAGGCCGAGAACCUGCAGAUCCGGCAGCCGCCAGGGCCAGUGCCCACACCCCCUCUCCCCAGCGAGCGAGCUGAGCACGCGCCCGUGGGACCUGGCGGGAGCACCCACCGCAGGGACCGCCAGGCCUUUUCCAUGUAUGAACCAGGCUCCGCCCUGAAGCCCUUUGGGGGCCCGCCUGGGGACGAGCUCGCCACCCGGCUCCAGCCUUUCCACAGCACCGAGCUGGAGGACGACGCCAUCUAUUCAGUGCACAUCCCUGCCGGCUUUUACCGGAUCCGGAAGGGGGUGUCGGCCUCAGCUGUGCCCUUCACUCCCUCCUCCCCACUGCUGCCGUGCUCCCAGGAAGGAGGCCGCCACACGAGCAAGCUCUCCCGCCACGGCAGCGGCGCAGACAGUGACUAUGAGAACACGCAGAGUGGGGACGCGCUGCUGGGCCUGGAAGGGAAGAGGUUUCUGGAGCUGGGCAAGGAAGAGGACUUUCACCCGGAGUUGGAAAGCCUGGAUGGCGACCUUGACCCCGGGCUUCCCAGCACGGAGGAUGUCAUCUUGAAGACGGAGCAGGUCACCAAGAACAUUCAGGAGCUGCUGCGGGCUGCCCAGGAGUUCAAGCACGACAGCUUCGUGCCCUGCUCAGAGAAGAUCCAUCUGGCUGUGACUGAGAUGGCCUCUCUCUUCCCAAAGAGGCCUGCCCUGGAGCCCGUGCGAAGCUCGCUACGGCUGCUCAACGCCAGCGCCUACCGGCUGCAGAGCGAGUGUCGGAAGACAGUGCCCCCAGAGCCCGGCGCCCCUGUGGACUUCCAGCUGCUGACUCAACAGGUGAUCCAGUGCGCCUACGACAUUGCCAAGGCUGCCAAGCAGCUGGUCACCAUCACCACCCGUGAGAAGAAGCAGUGA